Molecule: messenger RNA, 2562 nt
Organism: Penicillium maclennaniae
Lineage: Eukaryota; Fungi; Ascomycota; Eurotiomycetes; Eurotiales; Aspergillaceae
Product: 1-phosphatidylinositol-4-phosphate 5-kinase
Exons: 3
Coding region: 1-2562 (853 amino acids)
Biological process (GO): phosphatidylinositol metabolic process
Molecular function (GO): phosphatidylinositol kinase activity
Source: RefSeq, a predicted model, not a curated record
AUGCCAUCUUUGUCCAACGAUAGCUACCCCACGGCCACGGCAACAACAACGGCAACGGCCACACAUCCCCGCUCGUUCGACUCCCCUCAUCAUAAGGCCUACGAGAAGAACUCCGUCGGAAACACUUUCCUGUGGACAAAUUGGCCCAACGGCAACGGCAACGGUAACGGUGCCAUCAUCGGCAACGGCAACAUCAACAUCAACGGGGACGCGAACCACAACGCUGUUCAGAAUGACCGUCUUCUAAAUUUGGAUGGAAGCGCAUACUCUCUGAAUGGCCCACAAUCGAGUAUCGAUUCUUAUACGCGCGAUCUGCCCUCCAAGGACGGCAGCAUGCACUCUUUAGGGAACGGGUCGGUUAGAGAGCCCCGAGACGCUAGCCGGCCGACCGCCAUGUUAGAUCGGAAGUCAUCGGACGCUGGACCUGGAGCAGGCUCCAUGACAACGUCCACGGCUAGCCAGCAAAUGAACGGUACCGCCUUCAAUGAACCAGUUGUCUCGGAUCAGGCUGCUAGUCCUUCCACUUCUUUAUUACAGAUUCCACAACAAGACGACCCAGGUCGUCACUCACCCGACCCGGAACGAUUGGCCCCCAGACCCAGCCAGCACCGGUACUCAUCCCCUCCUGCCCCCACGACCGAUGCCACCUCAAUGCCCGAUUCUCAGCCGUCCAGUGUCCGACAGCGACACUCGCUACAAGUUCCGAGAGCGCCCAGUGUUCGACGGAAUAGCCGAGACCAAAAUGAUGACAUUGCCUAUAGCAGUGGUCGACUUUCACCAACCACUGCUAGCGGUCGGCGCACUUCAUUCAGUUUGAUUCGGCGGGGAACAAAAGCAAGCAUAUCGGACGUGCCGCAGGACGAAGCACACCCCGAUGACGAGGCAGCACGCUGGGCGGAAGCAAUCAAACAGAGACGCGCAUCACGUCGACGGCGCGAGGAUGACGACGAUGACCGGGUUAUCGUGGGCACCAAGGUCGACCAGAACCACGUCAACUAUGUUACCGCAUACAACAUGUUGACCGGCAUUCGUUUCACGGUGUCGCGAAUCCACGCGAAGAUGGACCGGGAGCUCACCCCGGCCGACUUCGAUGCCAAGCAUAAGUUUUCCUUUGAUAUGACUAUGCGCCUUGGGUUUUUCCGACAUCUUCGCGCCAAGUUCCGACUCGAUCCUGCCGAUUACCUGAUGUCCCUUACCAGCAAAUACAUACUGUCUGAAUUGGGCUCGCCCGGUAAAAGUGGCAGCUUCUUCUACUUCUCGCGCGACUACAAGUACAUUAUCAAGACCAUUCACCACGCCGAGCACAAACUCCUUCGAAAAAUUUUGCCCGAAUAUUACCGGCACGUCGAAAACAAUCCGAAUACUUUGAUCUCGCAAUUUUAUGGAUUACAUCGGGUGAAGAUGGCGUACGGCCGGAAGAUUCACUUUGUGGUGAUGAACAACCUAUUCCCGCCUCACCGUGAUAUCCACCAGACAUUCGACCUGAAGGGCUCAACCAUCGGAAGAGAUCUGCAGGAAUCAGAUCUCGAGCGCAACCCGCGGGCGACCAUGAAAGAUUUAAACUGGGUUCGGAGAAACCGUCACCUGCAGUGUGGUCCAUUGAAGCGCGACUUCUUCAUUGAACAGCUGAAAAGAGAUGUCGAAUUGCUCAAGAAGCUCAAAAUCAUGGAUUACUCCCUCCUGGUCGGAAUACACGAUACAGAGCGCGGCAAUGAAGAGAAAUUGCGCGACAAGACUCUGCAAGUCUUCCAGCCUGGGGGUAAUCGCGAAGAGGAAGCGAGUCCGAAUAUGCUUAUGCGCACCCCGUCCAAGCUGGAAAAUGAGCGCAAGGCUCGGGAGCUCCGCAUGUUGAUCAAGCGCGAGCGACCUGUGCCUUUAGAUAAAGCCGCGUCCAAGAUGCCGGACAAGAUUCUUGACGAACGAAAGUUCCACGUCUUUUAUGCGGACGAUGGUGGUUUCCGAGCUACCCAUGAGAAUGGGCAACCUGGUGAAGAGAUCUACUACCUUGGGAUCAUCGAUUGUCUCACUCACUAUGGAAUGGUCAAAAAGAUGGAGCACUUCUUCAAAGGUCUCUCUCACGAUCGCACCCAGAUCUCGCCGAUCCCACCAGAGGGUUACGGUGAUCGAUUCAUCAACUUUGUCAAAGGCAUCACCAUGUCUGAGGAGGAAGCUGAGCAACGACGUGAAUCAAAGGCUUCCGUGCGCCAAUCGUCGGGAGAGAAGAGACCAUCGUCAAGAUCGUCCUCCGUCGAACGAACUAUGCAAGAGGCGGAGAAGGAAGCUGCGAAGGAUGUAUCCCUCACACACCCUCGAACCCUCGCAACCGUAUGGGACCCCAACGAUGCUGGCGGCCCCGGCCCGACCUCGACACUUCCCAUAGUGGACGAGGCGGGUGAAGCUAGCAGCGUCGGAGGCCAAAGUUCACACAGCCGUCACCGUCCCACCGACAAGGAGCUUCCUCCCGUUCCUUCCGACGACCGCCCUGCGCCUCCCAGUAAAGACAUUAAAGGCAAAGAUGUUGACCGCGGAGAUGCCUCGGCCCCGAGCUCAUGGAGGCAAUAA